Messenger RNA from Anastrepha ludens (Mexican fruit fly), 725 nucleotides. RefSeq lists its product as uncharacterized. NCBI's taxonomy places the organism in Eukaryota, Metazoa, Arthropoda, Insecta, Diptera, Tephritidae. The record is from RefSeq and is a predicted model, not a curated record. Bases 104 to 502 code for a protein of 132 amino acids. The transcript has a single exon.
CAGUUAUAAAUUGACAAUUUCAAGUUCACGACUUCAAUUUUUCUAAUUAUUCAAAUUUAUUUAAUUAAAUUUUUUCCGGGUUUUUCAUUUCUGCAAUUUAAAAAUGAAGAGUAUUAUAGCGCCUGAGGUUGAUAUGUUGACCGUGUCAAAGAGUUCCAGAAAUCAACGAAAGUCCAUCUUAAAUUUUGCGCCCAAAAUGGACUUAGUGAACUAUAGCAAGUCGGACAAUAUUGAUAAUUUUUACCUGGAGUGUCAAAAUUUUCGAGACUACUAUCGUGACCCAUACUGUAAGCUCUCAAAACCAGAGGCGUUCAAAGUGCCCUACGGAAAAUGUGGAAGACAAAUUGAUAGGAAUAGUGUUUUGAGCUUGCCGGUAACUUGGGUUCGAGAAUACCACCCAGUAAUAUACGCUCUACAAUAUGGCCGUGAGUUACAUCUAGACGAAGGUAUUUCACUGGGUGGCCAAUAUGAUCCAACAUCUUGUAUAAAAUACAAACGUUGACUACAACAAAAUUUUAACAAAAUUGUUUGCAAAUAAUGUUUUUUAAUAAAAAAAACUCUUAUUUGAAAGCACUUAAACGCUUUCAUAAUUUAACAACUCAGAAGUUGCGAAAGGCAUGCAAAGGAUUAGUCACCACUUUGUACGUGUUUAUAUUGAUUUAGAAGUAACAGUAGUUCAGACCAGAAAGGAGUGGGACGUCACCAGUAGCUUCAAAAGUCUGCAG